Molecule: messenger RNA, 1083 nt
Organism: Australozyma saopauloensis
Lineage: Eukaryota; Fungi; Ascomycota; Pichiomycetes; Serinales; Metschnikowiaceae
Gene: HPD1
Product: Hpd1p
Exons: 1
Coding region: 1-1083 (360 amino acids)
Biological process (GO): L-valine catabolic process
Cellular component (GO): mitochondrion
Molecular function (GO): NAD binding; NADP binding; 3-hydroxyisobutyrate dehydrogenase activity
Source: RefSeq, a predicted model, not a curated record
AUGAUUUCUCGCGUGUCUCGACUCUCAAUCCGAGGCUUCAAAUCGACUUCCAGCCGUUGCGCCGACUACGGCUUUAUUGGCUUGGGUUUGAUGGGCCAGCAUAUGGCAAAGCACAUAUACAAUUCGUUGAAGCCACUGGAUAAACUCUAUGUGUACGAUGUGGUUCCACAGUCGACCAAGCUGUUCGUGGAGUCUGUGACGUCCGAGAACCCCUCGUCGAAAAGCCAAUUGGUCGCGCUUUCCAGCGUCUCUGAUUUUGUGUCGAAGGUCGAUUCUCAGUUGGAUUUUAUCGUGACUAUGGUGCCUGAAGGAAAGCAUGUGAAGGGCGUAGUUGAGGAGCUUGUUCUGGCGUACAAGGCAAACCCUUCAUCUGCGAAAACCACGUUCUUGGACUCAUCUACCAUAGACAUCCCCACCUCUAUUGAGGUCCACGAAUUUGUGAAAAAAAGUCUUCCUUCGUUUGAUUUCAUUGACACUCCUGUCUCGGGAGGUGUGGCAGGCGCCCGUAAGGCUUCAUUGUCCUUCAUGCUCUCGCGCAAAACACACGAAGACGUUUCGCCGGAGUUGACGACACUUCUCAACAUGAUGGGCAAAAACAUCUUCCCAUGUGGUGAAAACCACGGCUCCGGACUUGCAGCAAAAUUAUCUAACAACUAUUUAUUGGCCGUGACCAACUUGGCAGUGGCAGACUCAUUCCAAUUAGCCAAGGCUUUCAACUUGAACCUCCAGCAAUAUGCUAAGUUGGUGGCUGUUUCCACGGGUAAGGCUUGGGCUUCUGUCGACAACUGUCCGAUUCCUGGCGUAUACUCGAAGGAGAACAACUUGCCAGCUGACGAUGGCUACAAAGGUGGCUUCAUUACCAAGUUGACUAAGAAAGAUUUGGUUUUGGCUACAGACUGCGCUCGCGGAGCCGACCGUAUGUUGUUUUUGGGCGAAAUUUCUCGUAAAUGGUAUCUUAAGGCCUGCGAGAGGGAGGAUUUGGCUUCUCGCGAUUUGGCUGUCUUGUUUGAAUGGCUUGGUGAUUUAGAGCAGAAAGACGGCGUCGUCCACGACAAAAAAACCUCCGAGGAUUUUGAAUUGUAG